Messenger RNA from Salmo salar (Atlantic salmon), 4217 nucleotides. Its product is annotated as zinc finger protein 574. NCBI's taxonomy places the organism in Eukaryota, Metazoa, Chordata, Actinopteri, Salmoniformes, Salmonidae. Gene Ontology annotation, molecular function: RNA polymerase II cis-regulatory region sequence-specific DNA binding; DNA-binding transcription factor activity, RNA polymerase II-specific. The record is from RefSeq and is a predicted model, not a curated record. Gene Ontology annotation, biological process: regulation of DNA-templated transcription.
AUGUUGCACCAAAGUCAUACGCUAAGUGCGCUCUUUUGUGUAGUGUAGCCGAAUGCUAUUGGUGUACGGCGUACGAGAGAGCAGACAUCCAAUCCGCUCAAGCCUUGUUAACAUGUUGGUACAAUAACACAACUUGUUUCCUCAAGAGAUAACGGCUUCGGUUUUCGGUAUGGCGAUGGAUAGUGCCUCUGUGUACAUGUGCUUCCCCUGCUACCAAGAGUUUGACACCCUGGAGGAGGUGCUAGCCCACCAGCUGACCUGCACCACAGAGAAUGUUGGGAGUGGGGCCCCCACCCCCAUCUCCAUCCCCUUCCUACAGACUCAGCAACAGGUGUGUACCGAGCCCAUUGCUCCACCGCCUGCCCCUCAGACCAAGGCCAGUUUCUCGUCUGUGCUGCUCAGCUCUGGUGCACCAGGUCUGGCCAUGGCUAGCCCAAAGAAGCCCUCCUCAGGAGACCAGCCCAAGAUCUUGUACCAGUGUGGAGACUGUGACGCCCUGUUCCACUCCCUGAUCCUCUGGCAGCAGCACCGCAAACAUGGCCAGUGUCUGCAGACCAAGGCAGGACCCACCCAACCACAACCAGGACUAGAAGAGACCGGCUCUGGAUCUGGAUCAGAACUGGCCCCAGAGGGAGAUGGGAAGCACGGUCAGGCUGAAGUGGAGGUGGACCUGGGUCCAGAUGAACCGUACGAACCAGUCUCACCGGAUGACCAAGAAGGAGGAGGGGGCAGAGGAAGGGGUAGAGGGAGAGGAAGGGGUAGAGGGAGAGGAAGGGGUAGAGGGAGAGGAAGGGGUAGAGGGAGAGGAAGGACUCAGGAGAGGGCACAACAAACCCAGCAGCAGCAGGAUGUAGUGAAGUCUGAGCUGCCAGCAGAGAAAGAGGAGGAUGGGAUGAGUGCAGAGGACACAUCAGCCACCCUGGAUCACAUGUAUCUGCCAAACACCACCAACAGAGGGCAGGAAGGAGGAGAGGAUGAGCCAGAAACAGAGAGCGUAGGGGAAUCCACUGAAUCUAAAACCUCUGAGAUCCAGGCUCAGGCAGCUCAUUCAUCUACAGAGGCCCAGUCUGCAGCAGACAGACAGUCCAUCCCCGACCACGCUCCCUCCCAGGACCCCCCAGACCCCGCUCCCUCCCAGGACCCCCCAGACCUCGUUCCCUCCCAGGACCCCCCAGACCUCGUUCCCUCCCAGGACCCCCCAGCUGAUAACCCUGGGGAGGAGCAGACGUCCUACUACUACAGGAUGAAGGCAGCCAAGAAGCUCAAGCCCCCGUCCAGCCUGCUGUGUGUGGACUGUGGCUCCAGCUUCGGCAUGGUGUCUGAGCUGGUGACCCACCGUAAGGCCCAGCAUGGCCUCAAGGAAGCCCUGCACCACUGCACCGUGUGUGGGGAGAGCUUCCUCAACACCACCCUCUUCCUCUACCACCGCAAGCAGCACAAGGAGAAAGGCAAGGAGGGGGUCACACAAACCCAGGCCCAGGGAGGACAGAUGCAGGAUGCAGAAGACCAGUAUUACAAAAUAGUAACACUGCAGCAAGAGGUGGUGGAAGAGAUGGUGGAAGAGUCUAAAGAGGAGACAGUGGGGGUGGUGGAUUCCCAGAACAAUGGAACUGAGGAGCAUAACCAGGAUGGAACCCCCUCUACUUCCACUGUCUCUACCUCUGCUCUGGUUCAGGUGCCCAAAGUGGUCCAGGGCCAGAGUUUCCUGUGUGCCCAGUGUGGAGCCAGCUUCAGUAAAGAGCCAGAGCUCAGUGCCCACCGUAGGGACAAGCACGGCCUGAACGAGCCCCUCCACCACUGUUCCCAGUGUGGUCAGAGCUUCAUGAACACCACCCAGUACCUUUACCACCGACGCCAGCACCGUGGGGACCCGGGGACUGGGGCAGGAGCAACCACAGCCCCCCAGGGAAGCCCCCGCGCCCCCAAGAGGAUGCUGUCCCCCCCAUCCGCCUCGUCCAGUGCUGCGUCAGGCUCACCGGCGAAAAUACCUGCUAUCAGAAUGCACAGCAUCAACGAUCUCAAAGAGAACAAAGACCAGGGUAAAGAGGUGAAUCCAGUCAUCCUUAAGGAAGAGCAGGAGAAGACUGUAGUGGGGGAACAACCGGACACCAACUUCCCCCCUCCAGCCAAGCUGAUGCAGGACUGGUCCCGCACCCCUCUCCCCCACGUCUGCCCCCACUGUGGCCAGACCUUCACACGCAGGGGGUUCCUCCGCGCUCACGUCUUCAGCCACACCGGAGAGAAGCUCUUCACCUGCAAGGUGUGUCAGAAGUCGUUUGCGUCCUCUCCCAACCUGCUGCGCCACAGCCUGACCCACAUGGGCACCAAACCUUUCCCCUGCUCCGUGUGUGGCAAGCGCUUCUCCCAGCCGGGCGUCCUGAAGAGGCACAGCCUCACCCACAGCCAGCCCAAAUCCCGCCGCCGCAGGUCCCGAUGGAAGAAGAGGACACCAGAGGGGGAGGAUGGAGAAAGCCAGCUGUUUGCCUGUCCCAACUGCACUGCUCGCUUCCAGACUGACCAACAGCUGCAGGAGCACAGACUGCUCCACACCAGCCACCCGUUCCCCUGCUCUGUCUGUGGAGAGGCCUUCAAACGCAGGAAGGAGCUGGACCUGCACUCCCUCAUUCACCAAGAUAAGGAGCCAGUGUUGUGCCCCCACUGUUCCUCCCAGUUCUUGAACCAGUCAGUGUUGGACAUCCAUCUGCAGCGCUGUACCAGCUCAGAGGAGGACAAGACUGUGGGCCGCGGCCGGGGACAGGGACGGGGACGCUCCAUGGGACAGGUGGAGUGUGAUAUGUGUGGUCAUUGCUGUAUGACCCAGGAGAGUCUGGACCUCCAUCGGCUCUCCCAUACGGGUCAGACCCCCCUGCGCUGCCCUCUGUCCCCCUGCAGACGGCGCUUCGCCUCCAGCUCUGCCCUGGGGGAGCACAUUGUGGCCCACUGCCAGGGGACUCUGGGGAAGGGCCGCGGCUCCAAGAGGUUCCACUGCCAGAUCUGUGGGAAGGACUUUGCCUACACCUCCACCUUCAACGUCCACAUGAGGAUCCACACCGAUGAGAGGCCCUUUGAGUGUUCUACGUGUGGGAAGAGUUUCCGCCAGCUGCCCCACCUCAAGGACCAUGAGCGUAUCCACAGCGGCCUGCGGCCCUUCUGCUGCUGGGUGUGUGGUAAAGCCUUCAGUGUGGCCGGCCGUCUUACUGAGCACGCCCGCAUCCACAGCGGAGAGACGCCCUACACCUGCCAUCGCUGCCCCUCAGCCUUCCGCUCACGCUCCAACCUCGACAAACACAUCCGUCUCCACGAUGACGGAACGGAUGGAACCACGGCCAACGACGCAGAGGUGGAAGAUGCGAGGGUGCUCUUGUCUACAGGGACGGGAUCAGGUGGCGAGGGGGAGUCGGCGGUGCAGACCAUUCUGCUGGUCCAGGCGGAUGGAACCACAGAGGGGGGGAUGGUGCCGGCCGUGCCCGUCUCAGAGCACUCCUCUGGGGCUAUGUUCUCUGGGCAGGCUGGGUCCUCCCAGGUGGUGUUCUUGGGUGGUCAGGCCAUCUCUGUCCCCUCCCUGUCAGCCAUCAUGGAGGGACAUGAGAUCCCCUCGGUCACUGUGGUAGAGGGACAGGAUGUACCACACACCAUAGAGUUCAUCCUAGAGGAGACCAUCUCAUAGAGGAGACUGUAGAGGAGGAAGAGGGUAGAAAGGAGAUGGUUUGUGAUAGAAUGUAUUAGAGACUGAGACAGAGUUCGACUGAAAGAUGGUAGGAUUUUCAGUUAGUAAAGGUGAAAUAAAAAAUAAAUAGUGUUGAGUUAAAUCAAGAUGUAUAGUUUUUGCUGUUUCCUCAGUGCCGGGGCUAUUCUUGUUAAAUGGUCCGAAAUAUUGUUUCAUUUACUUGAAUGAUCUACAUAUUAAUUGAUUUUGACAGAGUUUAGUGAAGGAUUGGAUGUGUGGCCCUUAAGCUUUGAGAGAUGCUUCUUAGUUUAGAAGAGCAGAAUUGAUUUUAAAUGUUGAAAUCGUACAGCGAAGCCAGUGAAGCAAGCAGCAGUUGUAUGGUAAAGCAUUUAUCCUGUUUACAAUGAGAAGUUGAAGGAAAAGCUGAUUGUAAAAGUGUUCCCAGAGUGUGUACCGUCAAUAUUAUUUAGAGUGAGUUUUAUCAGGGUUGGACUUGAGUCGCCCAUAAAAUGUCCUCUGUUUUCUUUUUAAUAAAAGGCUUCAGCUUUCA